AUGGAAGGACGUGAGCGUCUUGAGAUUGACACUGAAGUGCCUUCAAAUGUCUACGCAUUGAAUCUGCAUAAACUUAGCGAACUGGCGCAUAUUCCUGAAGUGGAACUCGUGCGUGGAAUGCAGUCCGACGAUGCCGUUGACAUGCAAGGCGUUGUGGUAAAUCGCGGUCAAGAAGUACCAUUUGAAGCUGUAGGCAAGACACCAGAAGAUGAUGAGGACGUAUCUAUUUUAUACCAUAAUGGCAGUCAAUCUCCCGAAAAGAAUGCAAGCGAAGGCGUCAAGCAAGUGUUAUUGACUGCGGCUUCUAGUACGAUGUGUUUGGACGGCUCAGACACACCCAAAUGUCUUUUGAUGCUUGGAGAAUAUACACUUAUCGAACAUAUAUUAGCACAAUUAUUUGUCGCAGGAAUGGAGCGAGUUGUGAUUAUCAUUUCGUACUUUGGACAUGAAAUUAUGGAGCAUGUCAAAGAUAGUUUUCUUUAUUCAAAACUUGAUAUUGAAUUUCUUAAUCUUGGUGAAGAAACGCCGUAUGGACAUGCGCGAACGUUACUCUCAGCUAGGGAAAUGUUUACAAAACCGUUUUUAAUCCAUACAGCAGACCAUAUUUUUGAUCGAAGUAUAAUUAAUCGUAUGGCUCAUUUUCAGCUAGAUGGGUGUGUUGCUUGUGUACUGGUUGACACGGAUACGAAAAAACUUAAAGGUUUGCCAUCAACUGCGGGAAAAGUGUUGCUUGAUACCACAAACGGGACAAUUCGCAAGAUUGGACGGAGACUAAAGCAAAUGGAUGCAAUUGAUGCAGGUUUGUUUUUAACGACAGGAAGAAUUUUUGCUGCAUUGGAGAUGCUGGCAUACGAACGGCCUAAAUUUUCAUUGGCAGAAGCGUUAAAUGUACUUCGUCCGAGCUACGGACUGAAAUAUCUAGAGACAGCUGGCGAUACGUGGCUCAGUAUCGAGACGCAAGAACAAUUGGAUGCAAUUGUAGCAAAUAAUAGUAUCGAGCAACUCUCACCGUGGCCAGUGUUUGUUGCUAAAGAGCCGUCCGAGAAGACAGCUACGCAACUGUCGACGUCGAGCGGUAAAAAUGUGUUUUUGGCUGUUUCGGCCGCGGAUGAUGACUCGAUGCUGCGCGCCAUCGAUACACAUGCUCGACAAUCAGCUGAUGUAUUUGAAGGAUACGUAGUUGGUGUUACGCAGCUCCAGGAAGUGGAUGAUUCGUCGACAAGAGCAUCUAUUCAGGCUCAUGAAUUAACACCAUUACUAAAUAGUACAGGAACCCACUCUCCAACGCGCCGUGACCGUCAGGAUUCAAAUACCUCCAUAUCAAUUCGGCGUAAGCGAAGUUCGUUCUUAGAACAGGCCGAAGACUCAUUUGUGUUGUCAAUACCUUUCGCCCAGUCCACUAAUGUCUCGGUCGAUACAGUAAUAGAGAGAAAUGCGUACCUAAUUGAGCUUCCAAGAACUACACCGAAUGGAGGCGGCCCCGGUGCUAUGCAGGAGACAUCGCAGCAAUUUGUGCUAGCUGUACCCGACAGUGACACGCUGUACAAGCGCCCUGGCUUGUUGCGUCGCUUAUCAUCGUUGCCAACAGAUGUGAGGGAUAUUGCUGUGGAGACCGUUGAGUUUCGAAAUGGAACCAUGGAGUUGCAAUUGCUUGUCAAGCGUCAAGUUCCACUUAUUGGUUAUGUUCUAUUACUUGCUGCGUUGUUCACAAUCUCUUCGAUGGGUGCGGCAUUGGAUCUGCAACGAAAUGUGGAUCCAUUCUUGAAGCUAUUUUGGCGCACGACUGCGUCAAUUAUUGUUUUCAUUCCGCUUGCUGGCGCUGCACUAUAUGAUCAGGGACUCCCGCAGUUUUCGAGGCGAAAUCUUAUUAAUUUUCUGAUAUGCUCGCUGUCGUACGCUGUCUAUCUCAUGACGUUCCUCUGGUCGCUAUCGCACACGUCCAUUGACCACGCGUAUAUUUUUAAUAACUGUCAUUCUCUGCUUAUGGUCGUGGGUCGUCUGCUUCUCGGGCGGUAUGUCUCGCAGUUUGAAGGGCUUGGUACUGUCAUCGGUGUGAUUGGUGGAGCGCUCACGACGCUAGAUCAUCAGCAAGCAUCGUCAGAUAGCAUUCAAGUAGUGCAGAUUUCACUAGCUGGAGAUCUUGUUGCCCUGGUUGGCGCAGUUGGAGGCGCUUUGUACCUCAUCACGGCCAAAAGGUUACGUACAGAAAUGGAUAUUACCAUCUUGUUCGUCGGCAUGUUCUCAUUGCUUGCACUGCUGAUCUUUCCCAUGUUUUCGCUUCUUAACAUUCCAUUCGAGGCGUCUCGAGAUCCCGAAAUUGGGCUUUUCGGCUGGUUGGACCCGUCCCGUGCGGUAUCAGAAGCUUACAUCGUUCUUGUUUGUACGCUUGUUGGUACAUUGGGUUACGUUGCUGUGAUGAAAUACUUUGCUCCUAUUGUCGUCUCGGUUGUAAUGCUCGUUGAGCCUGUAUUAGCUGCUUUCAUGGGUGUGGCCGUUGGUGUUGGUGUAUUCCCGGGUCUAAUUACCAUUAUGGGCUCGCUUUUGGUUAUCGCAGGUACUGCUCUGGUAGUCAUUUCCAACUCAUCAAGAACUCAGACGAUCGAUGCCACACAGGCUAUGUCGUCCACAUCAACUACCUUGCCUCAAGGUUUAAGCUCGGCCACUGCUGCUGGCAUGAAGUUUCCAAAGUCGAUCACACCCACGACAGCUCUCAGAUACGUUUGA
Messenger RNA from Plasmopara halstedii, 2724 nucleotides. Its product is annotated as drug metabolite transporter superfamily. Gene Ontology annotation, biological process: biosynthetic process. The coding region runs from base 1 to 2724 and encodes 907 amino acids. NCBI's taxonomy places the organism in Eukaryota, Oomycota, Peronosporomycetes, Peronosporales, Peronosporaceae. The record is from RefSeq and is a predicted model, not a curated record. Gene Ontology annotation, cellular component: membrane. The transcript has a single exon.